CCAAAAAGAUUUCUUUUUUUAUUGAAAACCUUUGAAGGAAGAAAGCUGAAAGUAGAAAAGAUCCAAAGUUACAAGGAACCAAAUUUCCAAGGAAUUUCCUUUCUCUCUCUCUCUCUCUCUCUUAUUAUUAAUGUUUUCUCUUUGUUUUUCACAAAUUUGGUUACAUUUAGGGACCUGAGUCCCUCGCUUAGCAAAAGAAAGAUCAUCCUUCAACCAGCAGCAGUUUCCAAGAACAAAGAAGAAGAAACAAUUAUAGUGAUAAUCAAUACUUGUGGAGGUGUAGUUAGGUUAAAUAUAGUAAGCAAGGAAAUAAAGGAAAAAAAAAGGGUUUAAAUUUUUUGGGUUAAGGGGGUAAAUAAUGGGGAGAGGAAGAGUAGAGUUGAAGAGGAUAGAGAACAAGAUAAACAGGCAAGUUACAUUUGCAAAGAGAAGAAAUGGUUUGCUCAAAAAAGCUUAUGAAUUAUCUGUUCUAUGUGAUGCUGAGGUUGCUCUUAUCGUUUUCUCUAACCGUGGCAAGCUUUAUGAGUUCUGUAGUACUUCUAGCAUGCUCAAGACACUUGAUAGAUAUCAGAAAUGCAGUUAUGGUGCAGUGGAAGUUAACAAGCCAGCAAAGGAGCUUGAGCAGAGCAGCUAUCGGGAGUAUCUGAAACUCAAAACUAGAUAUGAGGCCCUACAACGAACUCAGAGAAAUCUUCUCGGUGAAGACUUGGGCCCCUUGGACUCGAAGGAGCUUGAACAGCUUGAGCGUCAACUAGAGUCAUCCUUGAAACAUGUCCGCUCCAUCAAGACUCAAUAUAUGCUUGACCAGCUUUCAGAUCUUCAGAAUAAGGAACAAAUGUUGAUGGAAGCUAACAGAGUUUUGUCAAUAAAGCUUGAUGAAAUUAGUACAAGAAACCAGUUUCAAGCAUCAUGGGAAGGUGGUGAGCAAAGUGUAACAUUCAGUAACCAGCAGGCUGAUCAAUCUCAAGGGUUAUUUCAGCCAUUGGAAUGCAAUCCAACUUUGCAGAUAGGUUAUAAUCCUGUUGCUUCAGACCAGAUGGCUGCUACAACUCAUGCUCAGCAAGUCAAUGGGUUUAUCCCUGGAUGGAUGCUUUAAAUUUUUGCAUGAACCAAUGUGGUUGAUGGUCAUAACCUAGUAGCUUACCUACUAGGUAAAUGCUUCAUGAUGUUGGAAAUAUGUAAAUGGUUUCAAAAGCAUGCAUAAUCCUGCAUUGACAUAUAUAAAAAACAGCAGUGGCUGAAUUUGGUAAGACUAUUAUAUUGAAACCUUGAGCCACAGGCAAGAGACAUGUGAUCUAUUUAUGUAUGAUAUUCAAGACUUGACAAAGACGUUAUUUAUGUUCCUUAA
Molecule: messenger RNA, 1348 nt
Organism: Durio zibethinus
Lineage: Eukaryota; Viridiplantae; Streptophyta; Magnoliopsida; Malvales; Malvaceae
Source: RefSeq, a predicted model, not a curated record